ACAUGCACGUUCUUUCUCUUCUGGAAGCUGGCAGAACCAAAAUAUAGGCAGUGCCAAGGUGGCGGCAAAGCUGGAAGAAAGCUUGGGAGAAAACAUUGUUGCUUUGGACUUGGGACAGCUGCCAGGCCCGCCAUGGCGCCUGUGAAGAUCAGCCACGUGGUGUCAUUUUCCUCUCAGGAUCCUAAGUAUCCUGUGGAGAACCUGCUGAACCCCGACAGGCAGAGGGGUCCUUGGCUCAGCUGCCCAGAGGAUAAAAGUGGGCAACUGAAGGUGGAACUGCAGCUGGAGAGAGCAGUGCCUAUUGGCUACAUCGAUGUUGGUAACUGUGGCUCUGCUUUCGUGCAAAUUGAUGUGGGUCGUUCUUCCUGGUCCCUGGACAGACCUUUUGUCACCCUGCUCCCUGCAACCAUGCUGAUGUCCCUGGCUGAUUCAAAGCAAGGGAAGAACCGCUCAGGGGUCCGCAUGUUUAAAGAUGAUGACUUCCUGGCCUCAGCAUCAAGGGAGUCAUGGGACCGACUCCGCCUCACCUGCUCCCAACCCUUCACUCGUCAUCAGCCCUUUGGCCUGGCCUUCUUACGGGUUCGUUCCCCUCUGGACUCCUCCGAUGACCCCAUAACAGGGCCCUCAGCCCCUGAGAGCUCUGGGCCGAGCCAGGGAUCUGAUGCGCAGGAGUCUGGUUCCAGCCCCUGGCUGGCGAAUCCUUCCAUCCGGAGGACAUUCUUCCCAGAUCCUCAGAAGAGCAACAAGAACAUUGCAAAGCUCAAGAACAUUCUGAAGCAGCUGCAGCCAGGGACUCUUGGCCGCUCAGCUCGCAUGGUGCUUUCUGCUGCCCGCAGGGCAGCCCCAACCAAUGCAGCAGAUCCAGGGGACAACCACUCCGGACCAGGCUCCAGGCAUCCAGAUCACUCAGAGCCCAGACCCAAGAAGCAAAACUCGGAGAAUGGUGCAAGCAGGACAAAGAGACGGAAAGUACAGGACCACAGAUUUCUAGCUAACUCUAGCUCUCAAACAAAGGGAAGGGGCACAGCACAACAACGUGUAUCGCAGCCCCACAGCAGUGGACAGAGACGACAACAUAAGUCGCAGCCCCACAGCAGUGGACAGAGACGGCAACCCCAAGCCCAAAGCAGUGGUGCCCAGGAGAGUGGACAAUGUCCCAUGUGUGCUGGCUCCUUCAACAUUGAGGUUCUCCCCCUGCACGCUGCCACUUGUGGAGAGAGCUCCCCACCUCAGCCAGCCUCUCCUUCCUCAUCACCUUCUUCAUCUGAAUCUGUAGUGUGGGUUUCCUCCCCUGAGAGCUCGCCGCCCAUUUCCUGGAUCCAGUGCCCUCUCUGUCAGUCCUACUUCUCAGCGGGAGAUGUGGAAGAGCACGCCGGCAUGUGCGGGGACCCCCAGCCCAACUGGACCGAGAUCGUCAACAAAAAGCUGAAGUUCCCACCCACGAUCCUGGGUGCCAUUCAGGAGGGGCGGCUGGGCCUGGUGCAUCAGCUGCUGGAGGCCGGGCUGGAGGCCACGGGCGGGCCCCUGCGAAAUGUGGAAGAGGCCGAGGAUCGCUCCUGGAGGGAAGCUCUCAACCUGGCCAUCCGCCUGGGCCACGAGGCCAUCACCGACGUGCUGUUGGCCAAUGUCAAGUUCGACUUCCGGCAGAUCCAUGAGGCGUUGCUAGUGGCAGUGGACACCAACCAGCCAGCUGUGGUGCGUCGCCUGCUGGCCCGCCUGGAACGGGAGAAGGGCCGCAAAGUCGACACCAGGUCCUUCUCCCUGGCUUUCUUCGACUCAUCGAUCGAUGGCUCCCGCUUUGCCCCUGGCGUCACGCCACUCACGCUGGCCUGCCAGAAGGACCUGUAUGAGAUCGCGCAGCUGCUCAUGGACCAGGGCCACACCAUCGCCCGGCCCCACCCCGUCUCCUGCGCCUGCCUGGAGUGCGGCAACGCCCGCCGCUACGACCUGCUGAAGUUCUCCCUGUCCCGCAUCAACACCUACCGCGGCAUUGCCAGCAGGGCCCACCUCUCGCUGGCCAGCGAGGACGCCAUGCUGGCUGCCUUCCAGCUCAGCCGCGAGCUCAGGCGCCUCGCACGCAAGGAGCCCGAGUUCAAGCCAGAGUACAUUGCGCUGGAGUCACUGAGCCAGGACUACGGCUUUGAGCUGCUGGGCAUGUGCCGGAACCAGAGUGAGGUCACGGCGGUACUCAACGACCUGGGCGAGGGCAGCGAGACGGAGGCUGAUGGCCUGGGCCAGGCCUUUGAGGAAGGCAUCCCCAACCUGGCGAGGCUGCGGCUGGCCGUCAACUACAAUCAGAAGCGGUUCGUAGCACACCCCAUCUGCCAGCAAGUCCUGUCCUCCAUCUGGUGUGGGAACCUGGCCGGCUGGCGUGGAAGCACCACCCUCUGGAAGCUCUUUGUCGCCUUCCUCAUCUUCCUCACCAUGCCCUUCCUCUGCCUUGGCUACUGGCUGGCGCCCAAGUCCCGGCUGGGCCACCUGCUGAAGAUCCCGGUACUGAAGUUCCUGCUGCACUCCGCCUCCUACCUGUGGUUCCUCAUCUUCCUGCUGGGAGAGUCCCUGGUCAUGGAGACCCAGCUCAGCACCUUCCGUGGCCGCAGCCAGAGCGUGUGGGAGAUGUCCCUACACAUGAUUUGGGUCACAGGCUUCCUGUGGUUCGAGUGUAAGGAGGUGUGGAUUGAGGGCCUGCGCAGCUACCUCCUGGAUUGGUGGAACUUCCUGGAUGUGGUCAUCCUGUCGCUGUACCUGGCGGCCUUCGCCUUGCGCCUCCUCUUGGCUGGUCUUGCCCACAUGCACUGCUGGGAUGCGCCCAAUGGGACUGCCUGCCAUUAUUUCACCACUGCUGAGAGAAGUGAGUGGCGCACCGAGGACCCCCAGUUCUUGGCUGAGGUGCUCUUUGCUGUCACCAGCAUGCUCAGCUUCACCCGCCUGGCCUACAUUCUGCCAGCCCACGAGUCGCUGGGCACGCUGCAGAUUUCUAUCGGCAAGAUGAUCGACGACAUGAUCCGGUUUAUGUUCAUCCUCAUGAUCAUCCUGACCGCCUUCCUUUGUGGCCUCAACAACAUCUACGUGCCCUACCAGGAGACGGAGCGGCUGGGCAAUUUCAACGAGACAUUCCAGUUUCUGUUCUGGACCAUGUUUGGCAUGGAGGAGCACAGCGUGGUAGACAUGCCUCAGUUUCUGGUGCCUGAAUUUGUGGGCCGCGCCCUCUACGGCAUCUUUACCAUCGUCAUGGUCAUAGUGCUGCUCAACAUGCUCAUUGCCAUGAUCACCAACUCCUUCCAGAAGAUUGAGGAUGAUGCUGAUGUGGAGUGGAAGUUUGCUCGAUCCAAGCUCUACCUGUCCUACUUCCGAGAGGGGCUGACACUGCCCGUGCCCUUCAACAUUUUGCCCUCUCCCAAAUCCGUCUUCUACCUUCUCAGGAGAAUUGUCCGGGUCAUUUGCUGUUGCUGUGCCUGCUGCAAACCCAAGGAGCCAGACUAUCCCCCAGUGCCCACCUUCGCCAAUCCCGGGGCAGGAGCAGGGCCUGGGGAAGGAGAAAAAGGAUCCUACCGGCUUCGAGUCAUCAAGGCCCUGGUCCAGCGCUACAUAGAGACGGCCCGCCGUGAGUUUGAGGAGACUCGUCGGAAAGACCUGGGCAACAGACUGACGGAGCUGACCAAGACCGUGUCUCGACUGCAAAGUGAGGUUGCUGGAGUGCGGCAGACCCUAGCAGAGGGACGGACACCCCGGCCCCCCGAUGGUGCCAGCAUCCUCUGUCGUUACAUCACCCGAGUGCGGAACAGCUUCCAGAACCUGGGGCCACCCAUCCCUGAGACCCCAGAGCUGACCGUGCCGGGAGUUAUGGAAACCCAAGCAUCUUCAGAAACAGGACCCCAGGACCCUGGAGAGUCUGGCCCCUCCUCCCCAGCUCAUGUGCUGGUCCACAGGGAGCGGGAAGCAGAGGAGGCUGAGGACCUGUCCCAGGAGUCAAAGGGGGGGGUCCUAGGCAGUGGGAGGGCCCCUUCUGUUGUUUAGUAGAACAGCCUAGAUGAACUCAGUACAGCUGUGUUGCUUUCUUUGCCUUAAUACAAUGUGUGUUCUGGAUGCCAGA
Molecule: messenger RNA, 4093 nt
Organism: Echinops telfairi (small Madagascar hedgehog)
Lineage: Eukaryota; Metazoa; Chordata; Mammalia; Afrosoricida; Tenrecidae
Gene: XNDC1N
Product: XRCC1 N-terminal domain containing 1, N-terminal like
Exons: 21
Coding region: 133-4017 (1294 amino acids)
Biological process (GO): manganese ion transport; single strand break repair; calcium ion transmembrane transport
Cellular component (GO): membrane; nucleus; cation channel complex
Molecular function (GO): store-operated calcium channel activity; inositol 1,4,5 trisphosphate binding; damaged DNA binding
Source: RefSeq, a predicted model, not a curated record